This is a messenger RNA of Trypanosoma grayi, 393 nucleotides long. RefSeq lists its product as hypothetical. The transcript has a single exon. NCBI's taxonomy places the organism in Eukaryota, Euglenozoa, Kinetoplastea, Trypanosomatida, Trypanosomatidae. Bases 1 to 393 code for a protein of 130 amino acids. The record is from RefSeq and is a predicted model, not a curated record.
AUGGCACGCACGGACGGCGUCUUUGUGCGGGCGACGCGGCAGAAGGAGGACCCGUUCCUGCGCGGGGGCACUGCGAGCCGCCGUUUCCUGCAGCGCUAUCGCACGUACCCGUACCCAGUGCGAAUGGCAGGGCUCUUUCUGGUUGGGUUUGUGCUUGGUAGUAUCAUUGAGACAUUUGCAUGCAAGACACACAUGUACGAGAGCGUCAUGGCAAAGAAGGACAUGCGGCGCCACGAUUUUGACGAGUUCGUCGUUGAUUUCAGGCAGAACGUNUACGAGAGCGUCAUGGCAAAGAAGGACAUGCGGCGCCACGAUUUUGACGAGUUCGUCGUUGAUUUCAGGCAGAACGUGGAGCGUUGGCAGCAGCAAGACAUGACGCAGCGCCGCACAUGA